Messenger RNA from Physella acuta, 2408 nucleotides. Its product is annotated as solute carrier family 49 member 4 homolog. Gene Ontology annotation, cellular component: intracellular membrane-bounded organelle; membrane. Lineage: Eukaryota; Metazoa; Mollusca; Gastropoda; Physidae. The record is from RefSeq and is a predicted model, not a curated record. Gene Ontology annotation, biological process: transmembrane transport. Gene Ontology annotation, molecular function: transmembrane transporter activity.
GUUAUAGAGAGAUUAAAAGUGAUGGAUUUUCAGCAUUGUCAAGGUCCCCUGUAGGAAGAAAUAGUCCACUCAGCCACAGCCCUUUGAGUCAAGGCACCAGAAUUCUCUCACCCAGGGCAAGGAAACUACAAAGUCCUGUAGCGAACUCAGAAGAGGAUUACACCAUCAGUGGUACGUCGCCACGGAGAUAUGGCUCUCCCAUCAGUGGUACGUCGCCACGAAGAUACGGCUCUCCGACCAGCCUGGUGUUCAGCAGACGUGGAUUCACUGGUCAGUCUGCCGUUAGGAACUCCCCCAUUCAGGGUGAGUUCACACAUGUGUCUGCGAGUGCUGAUAGUGAGCGCACGCUCCUGGUCAAGGACUCUGUCCACCUGCUACGGCAGGAGAAGUUCCGCAGACCGCAGUCUGCCGGCAUUGAAGGAAGCAGCAAACUGAACUCUUUGGUCUUGGGGAACGGAUAUCUGGUCCACAAAACAUCACCGUCUAACCGGUAUGGUAGUCUCGGCAUGUUAGAAAACACUUCUAGUCAACCAGGUUUUCAUCCUAUAUCAAAUGAUUCACAUCACUCUAAUGUUCAGUCUUAUCAUGCAGAUGAUAUAUCAGGAUUAAAUAAUAAAUCAGCUCAGGAAUUUAGCAAUAAAGGAUUUUUUCGAAUUUCAAAUAGUCCGUUUCGAAGAGAAGAUCAUUCGAGACCAGUUUCUUCAAACGCAUCAAGCCGUGUUGUACCUAGAGAACAUGAUUUUUCUAGAAACUUAGAUAAUUCUCAUCAUGGAUUGGUUGAAGCUUCGUGUGAGGAGAAGAAUUCAUCAGAUGAGGAUCGUGUGAGUGAAAGAUCCGGGGAGGAAGAGGACAAGACAGCGCCAGAGAGGAACAAGGUGGAGACGAGGACGGAGGUGUACCACAGGCGCUGGUACCUGCUGGCCUUGUUUUCCUUCGCUGCCCUCAUCUGGAACGCGGUCUGGUCGACCUGGGGGCCCAUCGCUGAGGCUGCGGAGCUGGUGUUUGGGUGGGAUGAUGGAGACAUCGCCAUGUUUACCUGGCUGGGUAAUGUCCCUUUCCUGGUCACCAUGUUCCCCAUAGCCUACCUGAUGGAUGUUAAAGGACUAAGGUUCCCAAUGGUGCUUUGUUGUGGCCUAAUGUUCCUGGGCACUGGCUUAAGAUGUAUCCCCUGUGAUGUUAAGACAGCAAAAUGGUUGAUUAACGCUGGCCAGUUUAUAAAUGGGAUCGCAGGGACGGUCCCCAUCAGUGGCCCAGCCCUGCUCUCAGGCCUGUGGUUCCCACCCAAUCAGCGGGCCACGGCCACAGCGCUGUCCACAGUCCUGGGGUACCUGGGCGCUUGUGUCUCUUUCAUCGUUGGUCCAAUGUUAGUACCAACCCCACCAGAUGAUCCUCUACCCCCUACACCACCAGAUAAUGACUCAAUGCUAAACACAUUUGACUUGUAUGCUACAAAUGGAACUAAUGGCACAGAUUAUUCAGCCCAAAAAGAUGGAAUCAUGACGAUAAUGUACUUUGAGUGUGGAGCUGCUGGUCUACUGUUCCUGCUAGUGGCCAUCUACUUCCCCUCCAAGCCUCCACUUCCACCAAGCAUAUCUGCCUCCAUCCCUAGAGAAAAGUAUUUGCCAGGACUGAAGAUGCUUGCUAGAAACAAACAGUUUUGGCUGACUGCUAUAGCCUACAGUGUACCUAUAGGUGUGUAUGAGGUGUGGCAAGUUGUGUUAGAUGUCAACCUGGAGUCAAGGGUCACACAGGAAGAGGCUGGUUGGAUGGAUUUUUAUGCCACUAUAGGUGGAUGUGUUUCUGGGAUGCUUGUCUGUAGGUUUGCGGACAUAUUUACACGCCAGAUUCGAUUAUUUCUGGUUGUGUUUUACUUCUUCUCAGCUGUGGCCAUUUUGUGGUGCACUCUUGUAUUUUUAGACAUCUUGCCGUUUGAUCUCGUCAGCAUUUAUGCAGCAAUAGUCAUUGGAGGAGUUUUCCUUGAUGGUGGGGCCCCGUUGUUCUUUGAGCUAGUCAUUGAAGUCUCCUACCCUGUGGGGGAGGGCGUGACCUCUGGCUUGCUACAGAUGAUGUGCUCUCUCUCUGGCAUUGUCUUCCUCAGUCUGCUUGAGGUCGAGUCAAUAGGAAAACAAUGGAUGAACUGGUGCUUCUUUGGGUCAGUCACCAUGGCUGUCCCCCUGCUGUUUUUCAUCAAAACGUCGUUUGGCCGUGCAGAUAUUGAUGAUAUUGAAGUGGAUGUGCCUGAUGAAGAGGAGUCCCGUACUACAGCAGAAUUGAAUGACGAUUACGAAAAAGCUUCUUUGUUGAAAUCAGUGAAAACUUAAUGGAACUUCUGUGCUGUUAUUUUUUUUUUUUUACAGAAAUGCUGUAAUGUGAUUACAAUGUAUCUAACUUACAUUGAAUAACUAGUC